AUGGAUGUAACCAUGACUUUGAUUAAUGCGGUUCGUGAAGGAAGACUGGAAGCAACAAGGGAAUUAAUCAAUAUUUUCGGAUUGUCUUAUUCACAAGCAUGGUCAAAUGGAUAUCUUUUGCUUCGUGAAGCUACUAAGAAUAAACAUUCAGAAAUUGCCAAGUUACUUUUAACAAGCGGUUCUGAAGUUAACAUCCAGAGAAGAACUCGUGAUACUACUCCCCUUCAUUUUGCUGUUAAAAAUUGCGACAUAGAGAUUGUUAAGAUGCUUCUAGAUAAAGGUGCUACAAUUAAUGCUGAAAAUGAUUGUCGUAAAACACCACUUUACUAUGCAAUUGAAAAUGAAAAAAUUGAAGUUGCACAAUUACUUUUAACCUAUGGAGCUGAUGUUAAUAAUAGAGACAGUGAUGGUAUAAGUGUACUUCAUGUUGCAGUUAAGAUAGGAUGUUUACAAAUUGUUGAGGCCCUUCUAGAAUAUGGAUUUAACCUUAACCCAGAAGAUGCAAAGAAUCCUGAGUUAUUACAUGGUACUGUUGAAAGAGGAUACUUGAAAAUUGUUGAAGAUCUAUUAAAGUAUGGUGCUGAUGUUAAUACAUACAGCAAUUCACAAUUUGAAGGUUUUACACCUUUACACUGUGCAGCCAAAAACAAACAAGGAGAAGUAGUGAAAUUGUUGAUAAGAUAUAAAGCUGAUGUAAAUGCUCAAGAUAAAACUGGUAAAACUCCAAUAUUUUACGCUAUUGAGAAUGCCGAUUUAGAAAUGACCAAACUACUUUUAACUAACAAGGCUAAUAUAAAAGAUAGUCCUGAUCUAUUGCAUAUUGCUGUUCAGAAGGAAUGUAUAGAAAUCGUUAAAGUUCUCUUGCAAUAUGAUGCUGAUAUCAAUGCAAGUGACAAAUAUGGAAGAACAGCAUUGCAUUUUACUGCUUUAAGUGAAAAUGAAGGUUUUUUUAGAUUCUCACGUGAUGAUCCUGAUUUUAAUAUUAAGGGAGAAAUUGCUGAACUGCUUUUAAGUAAAGGUGCUAAUGUAGAUGUUAAAAAUAAAUGUGGUCUAACAACACUUCAUGCGGCUGUUCAAAACGGAUAUGUAAAAGUUGUUGAAGCUCUAUUGAAACACAAUGCAAAUGUUAACUCUAGAGUUGUAGAACUAGGUGAUAUUACACCACUUCAUCUUUCUGCUAAAUUAGGAAAAGUAAAAAUUACAGAGAUGCUUUUGAAUAAAGGAGCUAAUGUAAAUGCUAGGCAAAAGGAUGGAAUCACUGCACUUCACAUUGCUUCUCAAAAUGGACAUGGAGAUGUUGUUGUCACUCUUCUUGAGUAUGGCUCUGAUAUUAAUAUUACUAGUACAAAUAAUCAAACAGCUCUUGAUUAUGCCAUAGCUGGAAUAACGUUUUACUAUAGCCCACUCAACGAAUAUUAUUCUGAUGGUCAUUAUUACGAUCCUGCGCAUAGUGUUCGUUCAAGUGGAUUUCCUGUUAAAACUCUUAUACAACACAUAGUUAAACUGGAAUCUGCAGGGUUAUAUGUAAGUUUAAAAAAUAUACAAUCAAUGCAUGGUAUGCCUGUACUUGAAUUUUACUAUGAAUGUAAUGAAGAAAUAGCAAACAUGAAGAAAGAGAAGAUUAAUGGAUGUAACAUUUCAUUUUAUGAUAUCUUGAAGAAGAAUACAAAAACAUUAGCAAUAUAUUUGAUGAAUGAAAAUUUAAUGCAGGUUUUAAAAUCAGAAGACUACAAAACAAAAUUUCCCAUUUUUGCUAGUUUGAUUAAAAGUCAUUUCAGACAGGGUAUGGAAAGAAUAGAGUUACUGGAACAAGGCAAGAAAAUUUACCAUUUUAUCUUUAGCAAUCCAGAAUUACCACAUGACUGUAUUGAAAAAAUAUUUAGUUACCUGAGUAACAAAGAUUUGAGAAUUUUGAUUGAUGUUUGUACACCUCUUAGCAUCAGUAAUUAUAAUACUGAUAAGAACGAUGUAGUGAUUGCCUCAAGUUCAUCUCAAGCAUAG
Messenger RNA from Ctenocephalides felis (cat flea), 2001 nucleotides. Its product is annotated as putative ankyrin repeat protein RF_0381. The record is from RefSeq and is a predicted model, not a curated record. Gene Ontology annotation, molecular function: transcription cis-regulatory region binding; protein binding. The transcript has a single exon. Gene Ontology annotation, biological process: positive regulation of transcription by RNA polymerase II. NCBI's taxonomy places the organism in Eukaryota, Metazoa, Arthropoda, Insecta, Siphonaptera, Pulicidae. The coding region runs from base 1 to 2001 and encodes 666 amino acids. Gene Ontology annotation, cellular component: nucleus.